This is a messenger RNA of Opisthorchis viverrini, 562 nucleotides long. RefSeq lists its product as hypothetical. The transcript has 3 exons. The record is from RefSeq and is a predicted model, not a curated record. NCBI's taxonomy places the organism in Eukaryota, Metazoa, Platyhelminthes, Trematoda, Opisthorchiida, Opisthorchiidae. Bases 1 to 471 code for a protein of 156 amino acids.
AUGGCUCGAAUCGGGAGAGGACUACAAAUGACCUUAUCCUGGGUGCCGCAGCAAGACGGGAACAUUUCGCCGAGGACCGUUGAAGCCGCAGAAGGGGUGUAUGUUUGCCGAGCCAAACACUUUGGCGAAGUCAUGCCCGGAAAACUAGUGCACGGAGAAUGCAGAGCUCAAAUCUGUCAUUCUGGAAGGGAAUUCAAUAAACCGAAAUAUGAGGUUCUGUGUGAAUCUGGCUUUGGAGACGAGAAGUGCUUCAGCUGGAUAUCGCAACAAUGUGGUCGGGUCGCGCCAAACGCUGUUGUGUCUGGAGUUGGUCGAGACGGGCAGCCGCUGUACAUCGCUCGGGCGUUUAUCAACGGUCAGUGGGUGGUCGGUAAACUAAAAGAAGGAGAAAUGAAUGCUCGAUUCCCCUUGAAUGGCACUGAAAUCCCGCGAACACAGUACGACGUUUUGGUCUGGAGGAAAGACAAAUGACCGUGAUUAAUGACAGUUCUGAUUUUUCACCCCUUUUGUGAUGGGACUCAAAUUCGUUUUUUCACAAACGCAUGUAGCUGUGAGGCACGAG